Molecule: messenger RNA, 1095 nt
Organism: Ostertagia ostertagi
Lineage: Eukaryota; Metazoa; Nematoda; Chromadorea; Rhabditida; Trichostrongylidae
Source: the annotation of a GenBank genome assembly
AUGAUCGACAAGCCAAACGUUCUAAUUCGAAUACACAAAGAUGGUCAGAUCCUCUACUCGGUCAGGAUCUCAAUGGUUCUUUCAUGUCCCAUGCAUCUUCAGUGGGAGUCAAAGAUCGAUAACGAUGAAAUUACUCCCAGUUAUUUUCAGAAUGAGAAGCAAGCGCAGAAGCACAUGAUCGACAAGCCGAAACGUUCUAAUUCGAAUACACAAAGAUGGUCAGAUCCUCUACUCGGUCAGGAUCUCAAUGGUUCUUUCAUGUCCCAUGCAUCUUCAGUUCGCAGAAGAACUCUCCUCUGCGCUUUUUGUUUCCUCGGACUUCGCAGAGUCGGCGAUUUCGUCCUGCAUACUGAUGAUCAUGCGACUUUCGAAGACUUCCAAUGGCGCGCGUCUUACUAUCCAAUGGAUGUGCAAACGUGCCUCAUUGACCUGGCCUCCUACGCGUACACAGACACCGACAUCGAGUACCGGUGGAAGGAGACAGAUCCAGUACAACUCAAGGAUGGGCUCAAUUCUUCACUACCCAGUUUUCAACUCAAUAACGUGAGCUUUUCUCCAUUUACAUAUCAUGUUUCGACCACAUACUGCACUAGCAAAACAAAUACGGGAACAUAUUCGUGUCUACGAACUGUUUUGGAGCUCAGGAGGCAGUUCAGUUAUUAUUUGUUACAACUCUACAUACCGUCGACUAUGCUGGUUAUCGUGUCCUGGGUUUCAUUCUGGUUGGACAGGUCGGCGGUUCCUGCCAGAGUAACGCUAGGGGUAACUACACUUCUUACAAUGACGACGCAGGCAUCUGGUAUAAACGCCAAGCUACCUCCGGUUUCCUAUACAAAAGCAAUCGAUGUUUGGAUUGGUGCCUGUCUUACAUUCAUUUUUGGAGCUCUACUUGAAUUCGCAUGGGUCACUUACAUCUCUACGAGAAAUUUCUCUAAAUGUAAGUCGAGGGUUUCUAGAGCUGAUCUGAACAGUGUGGAUCUUAGGUUGCGCCAUGCUGUGAUCAUGGUAGACGACCAGUACCCAAACAUGGACGAGGCGAGUUUUGAUUGGGUACAGUUUCUCUGCAGCAAAUGCCAACAUCUAUCACGUCUGUGA